GGAGAAAGGAAACGAGGUGGAGGUAGUGCUGUUGAAGCAAAGAAAGAAGGAUGGGAUGGGUUUGGUACUGCAUAGAAAACCCAUGGAGCCAUAGGGAGAGGCAGAUGAUGCUGCCCAGGGAAGAGGUAGAAAGAAGGCAAAACUCCCAUCCUCCCAGAAAACCUUCCUUCUGGGAUGAACGACAAAGGAGGGAGCAGCGCUGCAAGAUCCAGGAAGAAAGGGCCCAUAUUGAAAGGGGAAAGAGGGAGAGAGAGCUGAACGGAAGAACCCUCAUCACAAUGAAAUCUAUCACCCACAAAAAGUCUCCCCCCCCAAUACUGUGAAAAAUUCCUUAAGAAGAAAAAGAUGGAAGUGAACGAAGCUAUGUUCUGCACAGUGUCUUCUUGACUACUAGUGUGAGCAAUGCCCUGAAAUGUUGAGAGUGGAAAGGUGUGUCUGAGAACCUGCCCACCCCGGGAGUUCUGCAAUGCUCACAGCCGUCUGUGGUUCUCUUGGCAACCAGUGCUCAGAGACGCCCUGUUCCUCUCCAACUCAUUUGGAGCUACAACCUCUGCAAAACUACCAGCCCCACACUAGUCCAGAGAGUGGGGGAGAUUUCCCAUCUCCUCUGCAGCCCACAGAGCUUCAGCACCUGCCUUUGGCUGGUCCUGACACAGAGUAUUCAACCAAUACUGGUUACGAGCUGCAUGGGUCUUCGCGGUUAGACUUGGACGCUGAAAGCCAGCUGCCUUCAGGCUCCUACUCUAAGCUUCUACAGGCAGCACCAGAUAUGUCUCACCAUUAUGAACCCUGGUUCCGCCCUACGCAUCCUAGCAAUGCUACUGAUGAAGGCAGUGUCAAUCCGUGGUGGGACCUUCAUGCUGGAUCCAGCUGGAUGGAUCUGCAGAGUGGUCUCCAACCUCCAAGCCACACAAGUGGACUUCAACCAGCAUUGGGUGGCUACGGCUCUGCAGAACACCAACUCUGUGGCACUCCUCACCACCUGUUGCCUUCAACACCUCACCUCAUGGGCCAGGAAGUGAUCAAAUCUUUGGAUUCUACACAGGAGCCCCACCCAAUGGAGCAGGUUGGAGACGGUAGUGGUAGGCCAAAGAGUUCAAGGCGCUCAGUGACACGUAGUUCUGGCCAGGCAGCCUGUCGAUGCCCCAACUGCCAGGAAGCUGAACGGGUUGGUCAGUGCCCUGACAACUCCAAGAAGAAGCAUCUUCAUAACUGCCAUAUCCCUGGUUGUGGCAAGGCCUAUGCCAAGACGUCUCAUCUGAAAGCCCACCUGAGGUGGCACAGUGGUGACCGCCCCUUUGUCUGCAAUUGGUUGUUCUGUGGGAAGCGUUUCACUCGUUCUGAUGAGUUACAGAGGCACCUUCAGACCCACACUGGAACCAAGAAAUUUGCUUGCCCUGUUUGCAACCGGGUCUUCAUGAGAAGUGACCACCUCAGCAAGCAUAUGAAGACACAUGAAGGUGCUAAAGAGGAAGCAGAGGGGGAAGCCAAAGCUGGGACUGAUCCUCCUGCCAAAGUCAAACGGGAACCUGAUGGAAGCUCUUCAAGUGCUGUUUCCCAACCCAACUGAGGUGUUCUUCCUCACUGAGGAUAUUCCCACCCUGUAUCUUCAUAAUGGUCACUCCUGGCCUAGUGAUUUAUUCUCUCUGCUUAAGGUUCUGAGGCCCUAUACCCUUUGAACUGAACAUUUUUGUCCUCAAAGUGUGAGAUUAUUUAUUCUGUAGAUGGGAAGGAGAGUGUUUUGGGGGGACAUAUCGAGAAGGGCCAGACUCUUGAGAAGCUUUGGCACAGGUUUAAGCAUUGAGGUGUUUAUGGGAAGAGAGGGAGGGGUGCUUUUGAAGGAUGGCUUCUGAAGUUGGUUUAGCUAAACUGGCAGUUAUAAGCUAAGGGAGAUGGGCCUUUGCUAUCUCCAUCUUGGAACUAUGACAUACAGCGGCCUCAUAUGUUGAUGCUUUGGUGGGGUGGGGUGGGGAUUCAUUCUUGUAUCGAUAUAGGGGUUUAGAUCUAGCCAUCUAAUAGCCAGGUCCUCCCCACUAGGUCUCCAGAUUAGUCUGUAAUAUAUCUACUCCAGUAAGCAAAAUGGCUACCACAAUUCACUUUCUAUUCACUUGUCAAGUUUCCUGUCUUGGGCAAAAUGUGUGGUUUGUGUGGCCUAUACUGCUAUUUCGCUCUGAUCCAAACAUCUCUCAGAUAACUUCUUCCUUAACUAUGGGUGUGUUCACAAGUGGCUCUUACUUCCUUUAUAAUAGUUGGUGGCCCAUGUGAAUUUUUGUAAUCUGGGAUAAUAUGCACUACACGUUUCAUAAUUUUUGAGGAUCCAGCACUGGUGCUUUGAUCACCUGUAAAAGGACAAGUUCCUUAGCCUUAGAAUGGAGAACUGGCCAUUCCUGAUUUGAGAGAGUAGUAGGGAAAAGUUCCAAUAGUGCGAAUUCUUGUAACAGCAGAAUCUGACUGUACUUUUUUUUUAGACUAUGCUUCCAUUCUAGGCCUUUGUGUGUAACAACUGUACUUUGUUCACCAACUAUGGGGGUUCACAUGAAACUGACUGUGUUUGCUGUAGCUACAGUACUUGAAAAUCUCGCAUAUUAUUUUGUAAAACAUGCCUCUACCAAUAAGACAUGGUUUGUUCACCAGCCACAAAACACAUGGUUUAUUGUUGCUUUAUAAAAUCUGGCUUGAUUAAACCAUGCCUUACCACAACUAGAUCUUCUUGAGGUGGGUGAGGAGAUAAUUAUUUUAAAAUUAUCUUUUAUGAAAAAAUCUGGCCCAACAUUGGAAUGUGUGAUUUAAGAUUUAUCCAUCCUUUUCUAAAUACGUACCUGUAAUUGUCUACAUGUUGCUAAAUAUCGUCUUACUGCCCCACCCCUUACUUCAGCCUUUUCCCUUAGUUCAAGCUACUGAUUUUUCCAGAGAGGUUGCCAUGUUAGUUUGUUGUAGCAAAAACAACAGAGAGUUUUGUGGGACUUUAAAUAUUUACAAGUUUUAUUUGGCAUAAGCAUGGAUGUCUCUUGAGUGGAUCAGAAAGAGCAUUUAAUCUCAACAUUUAGGGGGGCUGCUCUGGUCAUAGGCAUAAGGUUUUUGUAGACUGCCUAAUGAACAAUUGUGCCAAAUAAACCUUUUGAUUUUGAGUUACCAUAAUUUCCCCCCUUCAAGCUACUAGCAUUGGAAGCAACUCGAAAUAUAAAUAUAUAUCUGGAAAUCUGGAAUGGGGAAAAUGAAAAUAAAUUUUUUCUUUUCUCACAAUAAUAUGUUAAUUUGUUUGUCACUUUCCCAUGACUGUGAAUUUCUUCUCUAGUUACAUGGAAAUGAGUGUCUUAUUAUUUCUUAGAGUGCAUGAUAACACUAAAUUUGAACUUGAUCAUCAAAUAUAUUAAGGCAGGUACUUUUCACCCUUCCCAUUUACCAUAUUGCUUCCCUCCCUCCCCAUUCUUGUUCCUCACUCUCUGAAUUCAAAAUAUCUGAACCAUACAAUUUUAACCCAGUGGUAGCUAAUGCCUAUUGUAACUGGUUGUGGUAGAUAGCACAAUAACCAAUGGUGAGUGGAGCCUGAGGCAUACAUGGGCAUUUAUGUAUCUGUGGGCAAAGGUAUUCACACUUAUACAAAACAGAUCCUUAGCCUCUAGGCUGGGACUACAUGGUCAAAUACUGCAGGGUGUGCUCCAUUUAUAAAACAGGUGAAUUCUAAGUAUUUUUAU
This is a messenger RNA of Pogona vitticeps (central bearded dragon), 3695 nucleotides long. The record is from RefSeq and is a predicted model, not a curated record. NCBI's taxonomy places the organism in Eukaryota, Metazoa, Chordata, Lepidosauria, Squamata, Agamidae.